AAGUUCUAAUUGGGGGCACGCUAAUCACCAUCGACCUGCGGGAUGAGGCGUCUUAGAACAGCUGUGAGGAUGAUUCGGUACUUGCCCAUUUCUGCUUCUCCUCCACCCUGCCCAAGACAAAGCUCCCUUCCCAAACUCGCCAUGUAUCCACGUGGCCGUCGCCUCCAUAUACUCGCUCAGCAGCUCCGCCACUACCGCCCCUCUGGUCCCGACGAAUCCGUGCUCGAUGACCGCGACAAAGUCUCCUCCACCGCCGUCCUCCCGGUUUCCUCCGCCUCUGACGAUAUCCGGCGCUCUACUCCCUCCUCCGCGCGGGCUGCCGUCCUCGUUUGCAUCUUCGAGGGAGACUGCGGCGACCUGCGCGUCAUCCUCACCAAGCGCUCCUCCAACCUCUCCACCCACUCCGGAGAGGUGUCGCUUCCGGGAGGGAAGGCAGAGGAGCGUGACGCCGACGACCGGGAGACGGCGUUGAGGGAGGCCAAAGAAGAGAUCGGUCUCGAUCCCUCCAUCGUCACCGUCGUCACAAAUCUUAAACCCUUCUUGUCUAAGCAUCUCCUGCGAGUUACCCCUAUAAUCGGAAUCUUACCUGAUAAGCAAUCAUUCGUACCUCUAUUAAACGCCUCCGAGGUGGAUGAAAUGUUCGAUGCGCCACUAGAGAUGUUCUUGAAGGAGGAGAAUCAUAGAUCGGAGGAACUGGAAUGGGAAGGGGGCAAAUCUUUGUUCCAUUUCUUUGAUUACAUGACAGGGAAGAAGACGUAUCUGAUAUGGGGAAUGACUGCUAACAUCCUAAUUCGAGCCGCAUCGAUUGUGUACAAGAGACCGCCGGCCUUCUCCGAAUAUUUGCCGAAGCUGUAAAUCCCCUGCUGCUUCCAUCGAGAUCAUUUUGUUCCGGAAGAUAAUAAUUUGAAGAAGAAUCUGUAAGCAAACCAUUUUCCCGUUCAAGUAUCUUAUUGAAUACUUUUGAAGAUUUGAAUCAGAGCAUGGAAAGGAUGCUGGAAUUAGCUUGUAAAUGAAGAUAUGGUGUAUCUGAAGAUUCUUAAUUAAAGUAUUUCAAAUUUAGUGACUA
Messenger RNA from Zingiber officinale, 1066 nucleotides. Its product is annotated as nudix hydrolase 15, mitochondrial-like. NCBI's taxonomy places the organism in Eukaryota, Viridiplantae, Streptophyta, Magnoliopsida, Zingiberales, Zingiberaceae. Gene Ontology annotation, molecular function: coenzyme A diphosphatase activity; acetyl-CoA hydrolase activity. Gene Ontology annotation, biological process: coenzyme A catabolic process. The transcript has 4 exons. The coding region runs from base 43 to 855 and encodes 270 amino acids. The record is from RefSeq and is a predicted model, not a curated record.